AUGAUUUUUGAUUUUGAUUAAGAAGCUAUCUCAUAAAGAAAAAAUAAACUCUAGAUCUUGUUAAAUAAUAAUAAUAAGAAGAAGAGAUUUUAAUGUUAUCAUUAACAUGAAAUUGUGAAAUAAGUAUUUGAGUAGCCCUAAAGAAUUUUUUCAUUUUCUCGAUCUAUAAGACAUUUUCAAGAGAUUAUGUCUAAAACAGGAUCUAUAAGUUUGAAUAAAAAAGCAAUAACCUUAUUUUUAAAAAGAGAUGAAAACUCUGAAAAAAAGCCACUUGAUGAGAUUUUGAAAGUCACAAACUCAAAAUUUGUAUAGACAGAUAGUCUGAUGUUAGAUGAGUAUGGAUUCAAAACAGAGCGAAAUCAAUUAUAUAGAUAGGAAUCCCCUUAUAUAAAAUCAAGAAAAUUCAGUUAGCAUCUAAAUAUAAGAGAUAAAAUUCCAAAAAAGGCUUAUAUUUAACAUUCAAUUGAAAGUUAAGUUGUUUAAAAAAAAAAUAGAAGUUUAAAAAAGAAUACUUUUCAAAAUGAAGUUUUAUAACAAAAAGUGAAUUAAAAUACAGGAAAUAAAGAAUAGGAGCAACUAAGUAAAAGUAGAUAAAAAUAAAUUGAUCUUUAUUCUAAUGAUAAUAUAUUUACAACAAUAACGAAUAGAUAUUGA
Molecule: messenger RNA, 654 nt
Organism: Paramecium sonneborni
Lineage: Eukaryota; Ciliophora; Oligohymenophorea; Peniculida; Parameciidae
Source: the annotation of a GenBank genome assembly